This is a messenger RNA of Penicillium roqueforti, 1152 nucleotides long. RefSeq names its product small ubiquitin-related modifier domain-containing protein. The transcript has a single exon. NCBI's taxonomy places the organism in Eukaryota, Fungi, Ascomycota, Eurotiomycetes, Eurotiales, Aspergillaceae. The record is from RefSeq and is a predicted model, not a curated record. Gene Ontology annotation, molecular function: protein binding. The coding region runs from base 1 to 1152 and encodes 383 amino acids.
AUGGAGGAAACUGGCACUGAAUUUUAUCGACGCUCAGAACAAACGUACUCUGAUAUCAUUGCUGCGAAUCGUGAAGCACGCCACAAGCCGAAAUCACCGGAGAUCCCAGAACAUACCGAAGAUACUCAAGAUACCGGGGAUAUUGAAGACUCAAAACGAAAGAGGCGGCGUCGGCACUCUAGUGAAAGGGGAAAGGGGCGCAAUGAUAGCAGUCCGGUGCAAAAUGUGGCCCGUGAGGUUGAUAAACUUGUGCUACCGGAGCCACAAGAGCUCUCGGGUUCCUCGCAUGAUUCCUCACCCGAAUCAGUCAAGCCAGUCAAACAAAGCGAACCAACACAGAAAAGCAGCCCAGGAAAGCGCUUGUCCCAGUCACCGCACAAAGUCAGUGGUCCGGAACCACUAGGUGCUCUGCCUGUUCAACCAGUGAUUGUCCUAGCGGAUGAUUCGGAAACUCGAACCCCUCGACCUGUUGAACCUCCUAGGCCUGUUCAACCUUCACCUCGGCCUGUUCAACCGGCGGAAGUUCCAGCGGAUGACCCGAUUGUCCAAAUCAUGAUCACAUCCGAAAUUGCGAACACCAAACCAUUACUCGUCCAUCGAAAAAUGUCACAGCGGCUCAGGGAUGUGCGGUUGGCAUGGUGCAGUCGCCAAAAUUUCGAACCCCAUAUACAGGCAUCAAUCUACCUGACCUGGAAGGGCCGACGUCUAUUCGACGUGACAACUUGCAGGAGUCUAAAUAUAAAUACCAGGAAGAACUCUGCAGCGAUCCCUGGCAUUGAUGAUGACGACUUUGCAGACCAGAAAGAGCUGCGCAUACAUAUGGAAGCGGUUACCGAUUUACCUCUCCCGGUCAAUCAGCAAAUUACCUCGCCUGAUAAUGAAAAGCCCCCUACAGCGUCACAGUCCCCAGGAGCUGACCAGGGCGAGCCAAUGAAACUUAUUUUGAGGAGUCUUGAACACGACGAUUUCAGAAUCAAAGCAAGGUCGAAAACCCUGAUCUCGCGACUUAUAUCGGCUUUCCGGGAGAAACAGAAUAUUCCUGUGGACAACGACAUCUUUCUCUUGUUUGAUGGGGACAAACUCGAUCCCAAUUCAUGUCUUGGCGACUACGACAUUGACGAUCUAGAUCUGCUGGAUGUCCAAAUCAAAUAA